Molecule: messenger RNA, 8217 nt
Organism: Leptopilina heterotoma
Lineage: Eukaryota; Metazoa; Arthropoda; Insecta; Hymenoptera; Figitidae
Product: agrin-like
Exons: 28
Coding region: 987-7841 (2284 amino acids)
Biological process (GO): multicellular organism development; cell differentiation
Molecular function (GO): calcium ion binding; protein binding
Source: RefSeq, a predicted model, not a curated record
AUACUUGACGUUUAAAAACCUAUAGGCAUAUGUGUAUACAUAGCAAGUACAUUACCACAUGCGCAAAGUAUUUCGCGCAGAACACAGGGUGGGUUAUCAGCUUGAGUGGGACAUUGGUGGGGAAGGGGUCGGCAGACGGAACGGCUGAUUCGCCAACUGAAGAUGAGAUUCAGUCGGCCGGCGAAUUCGCGUGCCGAGUGCUCGCGUUUGGGAGGAUAAUUUUGCGAAACCAAAACUCACCCCCUCUCACCCUCCCUCUUCUUAGAAAUUUACAAUCGUGAGUGUUGAUUCUUUUUUUCGGCUAUGAGCUGGCCUAGUGAUUUUUACUUUCGGAUUCGAGAAACUAGACUAACCGUGUUAAAAAGUUUUUAUUGAAAAGUUUAUUAGUGAAUUCACCAGCUCAAAAGUAAUUUUCAAACUUCUUGGAUAAUGGAAUAUUUUUAAAUCUGAAGAAAGAAAUAGUGAAACAGUGAAAUUCAAGACUUACAACGAAACUUGACAUGUUUUUUAUCAAACACUUCUUGAGCUGAAGAAAUUCCAGUAAAAUGAUUUUAAUUUCUCCAUGUUCUCCAUUGGGAAUUUAAUAUAUUUGCAGUAGCUGGAGAAUCCAGAGGAUUGACGACGAUUUUCAAUUCAUACAUAUCGCCGAACGCAAUACUUGUACGUGACUUUAAUAUUCUUUUAAAACGUGAAUGAGAUGAUAAAAAUUGUUCUUCAUGUGUAGAAAGUCGGAAUAUCUUUAUGGCAUAUCUUUGCAUCACGUGAUCGGUAUUUUGAAAGUAAAGUAUGUUUUAAACAGUGAAACAGUUGUACCGAAAGGAAAUGAAAAUAGAAGAACUCGAAUAUUCCUAUCCUCGAUGAUUGGAAUACUAACAACCUGCUUCCCUACUAACAAACAUCCCGCAAUUGACAGCGAAGAAUUUCUAAUCGAAGUGUCAUUUAAGGAGCAAACAAGAUUUCUCCCAUGAUCAUGCAAAGGAGGGAAAAUGCGCCGGACCAGCAGCAACAACCUCAAGCUGGAUUUAACGGACAACACGCCAGGUAGCUCGUCCACGUUGCGCCUGCCUAAUUUGGUGGAGCAUGCCGAGAACUCGGUCCGUGGUGCCGGCGAGAACUUGAGCAGCAAACUGCCGAACGUAGUGGAAGGUUCGAUGGACUAUGGAAGCGAGCGAAGGUCAUCCCGAUAUUUGGAGUACGACCCCAGCAAGUCUUACCAAGAUGGUCAGGCAACUGGAAAUUAUGGUGACAUGAAUGCCGCCGAUCGCAAUUACUCAUCGCGUACCUUGGACCGAAAAUUACCAUACGACCGAGACACUUUGGAGAGGUAUGACAACAGAAUAUAUCCCGAGGAAAGCUUGAGAUAUGAGAGAAAGGCCGAGAGAACCUACCAAGAAUCCGAUCUUGACGUUCCUUAUCGAAGAUAUUCCAGAGACAUGACUGAUUACGAAUACUCCACGAGGUACGCGGAAGAAACUUUGAAGCUCGAACCGAAAAAAGAGCAUUCUCAUCAGAGCAAGGAUUAUGAGAUAUCGAAGGGUUAUCAGUCCGGUGUAAAAACGCACGAUUCUUCCUACGAACUCGCUUCCUCCAGUGCUCAAGACUACAGAAACUAUGACGGCAAAUAUCACUCGGUUGGUAAAAUGUAUGGCACGCUACCAAGAUACGAGGCUUCUGCAGGAAAAUCCUACGACUCGAGUUAUGAAAGCGGAGGAAGGGUGUACAAUUCCAAUCCCAAGUACGACGCCUACGACACUGGAGUUAAAACUCACGAUCCUGCCAAGUACCAACUUACCAGUUCGAAAAGUUACGAACGAACAAAGUACGAGUCCUCGACCAGAUAUCAGGAUAACUCCAGGUCGCAAGAUCCGACUCUCAAAAUUGGCCAAGGUUCCUCUUCAUCCGCUGCCUACGCGAGAAAUCAAAAUUCCGACAGGACGGAAAAAAGUGGAAGGAACGAGAAGGGCGAUGCUAAUUCAGAGAAAAUGAACGGAUACAGAAAAAAUAAUUUCGAAGCUUACGGCGUUUACUCCGAUCCCGAGGAUGAUCACGGAUUUUUGGCAAAUAAAAAAACGCCUCAGUACUCGUACAAGGGGGUGAUGGUUAAUGUCAGUGGAGAGUCGACAGUGGUGGCGCAAAAAAGGACCAAAGAAAAUAUACAAACAGAAAUUCAAACAAAUCCCUGGUGCAAACCUACCAUUCUUCUCCUUCUUUUGGUCUUACUCGUCGUCAUUUUCGUCCUUGUUGCAGGAAUUCUCUUAUAUUUCAAUUACAUGUCUUAUAAGCCACGACAUCCAGUUUUGGAGGGUAAGGAUCUAAAUUUCGCCAGUAAUAAUGCGGAGCCUUGCGAGAAAACAUAUUGUGCUUGGGGGGCAACAUGCGUCGUUUCCGAGAGUGGUCGAGCUUCGUGUCUUUGUCCAAUGGACUGUUCUUCGACGCCAGCACCUGUUUGUGGUAACGACGAUGUCACAUAUACCAACCAAUGUCAUCUGCGUCAGACAAGUUGUCACAAUAUGAAAAACAAUAGGGUGAAGCAUCAAGGCCCUUGUGAAACAAAGGAUCCGUGUGCAAAAUUGAAUUGUACGCAAGGUGCUCAGUGUGUUAGAAGUAGAGACGGAACGGAAGCUGAGUGUAAGUGUACAGAAUCAUGUCCAAACUUAGGAGAUCACGAAGGUUCUGGUCCUGUUUGUGGUUCAGAUGGAGUUGAUUAUGCAAGUUUGUGUCACUUGAAUAAAGUUGCCUGCAUCCAAGGGAUCAAUAUUACAGUUGUUUUCCCCGGGAAAUGUGAUCCUUGCGCGAGCGUGGAAUGCAUGGAACCGGAAAUCUGUCAGCUGGACGAAUCGAGGCAACCGGCCUGUCGUUGCGGUGAACAGUGCGGCCUUGAGUUUUCGCCAGUUUGUGGCAGCGACGGCAAAACUUAUUCCAACGAAUGCAGCCUUAGACAGGAAGCUUGUAGAUCAAAGUUGCAGCUCAGAAAGAUCUACAACGAUGCAUGCACUGCAAUGAACAAUCCUUGCGAUGGUGCUCACUGCGCUCCUUAUGAGCAGUGUGUAAUUGAUAAAUUCGGUUAUGCCACCUGUGAGUGUGGACCAAAGUGCGAGCCCGUCAUGAGGCCAGUUUGUGCCAAAGGAGGGAGAACCUAUCCUUCCCUUUGCGAACUAAAACAACAGGCAUGUCUUACGAAAAACAAUAUCGAAUUGGCCUACACGGGGAACUGCGGAUCCAAAGGUCCUUGUUUGGCGAAGGUCUGCCAAUGGGGUGCAGUUUGCGCCGAGAAUGGAGACACGGCCACCUGCGAAUGUCCCACUUGCCCAGCGGAAUUUCAACCCGUUUGUGGCAAUGAUGGCAUCAGUUACGGAAACGAGUGCAAACUUCGCCUCGAGGCUUGCCAGCAUCGUCGCGAAAUUCGCGUUCUGUACACCGGACUUUGCAAUGGCUGUGAAAAUAAAAAAUGCGACUAUUAUGCCGAAUGCGAGAGUGACAACGGCGGAGAAGCGAAUUGUGUUUGCCCUAAAUCUUGUGAAAAUGUGACGCAGGUUGCUGGUGCCACUACUAAAGUUUGUGGAUCAAACGGCAUGACUUACGCGAGCGAGUGUGCGCUGAAAAAGGCCGCUUGUGAAGUACAAAUCCUCAUCGAAAUUAACUACAGAGGAGAUUGCGAACAAUGUUCAAGUGUGGAGUGUGAGAACGGUGCCCACUGCGUGGCAGGCGUUUGCGUCUGUCCGCAAAACUGUCCAGACAAAUCCGGAGAAAUUGUUUGCGGCAGUGACGCGAAAACGUACACUUCCGAAUGUGAACUUCAAAAGGCCGCUUGCGAACGAGAUCCAAAACUGCCACCACUGCAAGUGAUUUUUUACGGGGAGUGUGUCGAGAAAUUUCCAGUAGCUGCUCUAACCACCAUGUCCACUCCGGCAAUAACUCGAGUAGUAACAACUGUGGCUGAAGUAAUCGGCACUCAGGAGCGAGAGGCUUGCAAGGAUAUUCACUGCGACUUUGAAGCCACCUGUGAGUUGGGACCAGAUAAAUUUCCAAGGUGCAGCUGUAAAUUCGAUUGCGCUUCAAUAUCGCCGGAAAAUAUGCGCACUGUCUGCGGAAGUGACCACCGAACUUACCCCUCUCUUUGCGCAAUGAAGAUGGAGGCUUGUCAGAGGCAGCAGGAGCUCAGGCUCAGACCGAUCGACCUCUGCGAAGGUAUGGAAGUAAAACCUUGCAAUGGAGAUCCUCCACUAAUUGAUGUAGAGGGUAGAGAAAUCGAUUGUGGAAAUGGACCUCAACGGAAAGAUUGUCCUAGUAAUAGUUAUUGCCAUCAGACUCAGCGCUUUGCUCGUUGUUGUAAAAAAGAACAAGGUAUUCAAGUUGUGAGGUGUAUAGAUUCGUGGCAUGGUUGUUGUCCCGAUGGGAAAACACCGGCUCUAGGACCCGAUGGGGCAGGCUGUCCCAGUGUCUGCAAUUGUAACAGAUUAGGUAGUAUGUCUGAUGUCUGCGAUCCCGAAUCUGGCCAAUGUGAAUGUCGACCAGGUGUCGGUGGCGCAAAGUGCAAUAGUUGCAUGCCCGGGUAUUGGGGUCUCCCCAAAAUCAGCGAGGGUCAUCAAGGAUGCAUUCCUUGUGGCUGUUCACUGUUUGGCUCAGUUCGUGAAGAUUGCGAACAAAUGACUGGUCGCUGUGUCUGCAAGGCUGAGAUUCGCGGUCAAAAGUGCACCAUCUGUAAUGAUCACAAUAAAGUCCUCACACCAUCCGGAUGCCAGUCAGCUGACUCAAUUCUGCCUGAAAUGCCCGACUCUUGCAACAAAUUGGACUGCUAUUCGGGCGCACAUUGCUCGGAAAUUGGCGGUCCACACUGCGAGUGCCCUUCUGCUUGUCCCGCGGACGUUCCUCUGGUCCCAGUUUGCGGCAGCGAUGGGCAGACUUACGAUAAUGAAUGUGAGCUACGACUUUAUGCCUGUCGUCAUCAAGCCGACGUCGUCACGCAGGCUUUCGGUCACUGCAGAGAUGACCCCUCGGUCAAUACGGACUUUCCCGUGAAGAGAUACACAGCUGUGCAAUUUACUCAACCCGCAGCUGCAAUUUCUCCAUUAUCGAAAUCCACAAGACAUCUUCUAGUACCCGAACCAGAUCCACGGUAUUAUUAUACUCAUCGAGCUUACCAAGAAACGAUUACAGUCGAUCGUAAUAAUUUAAAGCAGGGGGUAGCUGCGUCUUAUCGACCAACACCAGCAACCAUAAGAGUAGUGACUGCCUUGUUAGGAGAUCUUUGUUCCGAUGACAGAGAUUGUACAAUUGCAAACAGCGAAUGCCUUAAAGGAGGAUGCAUUUGCUCUGACGGAUACUCUGAGACGAGCGAUAGACAAGAAUGCUUUGCCAAUUACAUUCCAGUGACGUCGACAGAAGAAUUUCGUGCGUGUUUGUCUUAUCCAUGUCACAUGUCUUCGACCUGUAUCGAUCUCCCCAGUGGCACCUUUGUUUGCAUCUGCAAACCCAACUACACAGGUCUACUUUGUAACGAGGAAAUUAACAGGAGGGACUACGACAUGCCCUCUUUCGAUGGCAAGAGUUACGUGAGAAUGGACAGACUCAAGGCCUAUCACAAAUUUAGCAUCGAAGUUGAGUUCAUAACGUACGCCAAGAAUGGAAUCAUUCUCUACAACCAACAAAAGGCGGACGGCAGUGGAGAUUUCGUUUCUCUCGCUAUUGUCGACGGAUACAUGCAGUUCAGAUACAACUUGGGAAAUGGACCCGUCAUUCUAACUUCUCCAGAGAAAGUGGAAAUGAAAACGUUUCAUCGAGUCGCUGCCAAACGGUACCAUAAGGACGGAGUUUUAAUUUUUAACGAUGGCGAAGACGUUGCUGGACAAAGUCAGGGGAUGUUGAAGUCUCUGGACCUGAAUCACGACAGUUUCAUUGGAAACGUUCCGACGAAUUUCACAAAAGUCUACGAAAACAUUGGGACAAAUCACGGAUUUUUAGGAUGCAUUCGAAAAUUGAAAAUUAACAGAAUACCCAUUGACCUUUAUAUUGGACACGAUAAAAAUAUUCUCGAGACUUAUCGCAUUAAGGAAUGUGAGGACAAUGCUUGUGCGAAUCUCCCUUGUCAAAAUGGGGCCACAUGCCAGCCGAUAUUCGAGGAGGAUCUUUGCGACAAUCAGGAGUGUGAGAAUCUCGAAAAGAAGAGUAAGGGUAAAAGAAAAAGUGAGAAGAACAACAAUAUGAGCAUUAUAAAGUGCAAAGGUUCUCAUUGUACUCCAGUAGAGCAGAAAAGAGCUAAGAAGAAUGUCAAAAGAAAGUGUUCAUCGUCAGAGUGCGAUUACGAUUUUGAUCUUGAUUUCAAUAACUUUGAGCAUGAAAAUUACGCUGUUUCGAAAUACGAACCUCCUGAGUAUAAAUGCAUUUGUCCUCCUGAGUAUACAGGGAAAAAUUGUGAGCAGUCCUUGGAUCCUUGCAUGGGUGAGCCUUGUCAACAUGGAGCUACUUGCGAUAUCUUGCCCCAGGGUGGAUACGUCUGCAAGUGUCCUCCGGGGAGAACUGGAGAGCACUGCGAAAUUUUGGACGCAGAGUUGACGGAGUUUCAUAUUCCGGAAAUGAAUGGUUAUGGAUUCCUGGAGUUGCCUUGUUUGGACGGUGUCGCUAAAGCAUUCUCUAUCGAACUUUGGUUCUUGACGAAGGCGAACGAUGGUCUUCUGCUCUACAAUGGUCAACUGAACAACGGACGAGGCGAUUUCAUUAGUUUGAAUUUAGUCAAUGGAAAGUUGGAAUUUAGAUUUAAUCUUGGAAGUGGAAUAGCUAACAUUACAUCUCCCGAUACUGUGUCUCUCAGUUCUUGGCACUGUGUAAGAAUCAGUAGACUUGGCAGAGAGGGGUUAUUACAACUUGAUGAUGGAAAUCUAGCGCGAGGAUUGUCCGGAAGUCCCUUGACUGAAUUAAAUCUCGAAACUCCUCUCUACGUCGGAGGGGUCAAAAACUGGGGAGAGGUUCACCGUCUCUCAGGAACCUACAAAGGACUCCAAGGAGCAAUUCAACGAUUAAUGAUAAAUGGAAAAACGUAUCAAAAUCUUGCCGUGAACAUCACCCAACACAAUACCGAAAUCUACGACGGUCUUCCUUGCCCCAAAAACGAAAAUCCAUGUCACAAUGGUGGCGUCUGCUUGCCUCUCUUAAACAGUUAUCUUUGUAAAUGUGCAAAUGGUUACAAUGGCUUACACUGUGAAUUCCUUAUGGGUUACGAUAUUUCCAAUGGAGAAACUGUGGACAGACCCGUUCGUUUCAAUGGAGAAAAUUUCCUACAAUUCAAACAUCGAUUCGGAAGAAGUGCUAAUUCUACUAAUAUAACACUUGGGGAAUAUAUCGACGAUUCCUACUCCGAUUACGACUUUGAGGAAGAUGUCGAUUAUGAAUAUGACAAUUAUAACUACAUAGAACGAAGGGGACAACAGUCCAAUAAAUUCGAAUUAAGAGUAAGAACAACGCAUCCAGAAGGACUGAUUGCUUGGAUUGGAAGAGGAAAAAUUGAGUAUUUAACAUUAAGCUUGCAUGGUGGAUACGUUGUUCUUUCCUACAAAACCAAACACGAGGAAAUAUCCUUAACGAGCAGAGAAAAAAUUGACGAUGGCGUAUUUCAUCAUAUUCGAGCAUCUAGAAGACGAAAAGCAACUAUUAUACAAAUUGAUGACGAGACUCCAGUAAAGAUGUCAACAGAAACAACAGUCUUAAUGACGAAUGGAAAAUUAUUUAUUGGUGGUAAGCCGGGAUUCCACGGGAUCAAGGGUUGCGUGACGGACUUUGUCGCUGACAAAAAAAGAAUUACCCUGACGAGGAGAAAAAUUGAAUUUUGCCACGACAACGACGUAUGAUAGUGAAUCAGCAACGACCAAUUCAAUGAAUAAAAUUUGAGGGAUAUUUGGUGGUUUUUUGCUCUCUCAUUGGAAAUGACUGUUGAACAGCAAUUAGCAAGAAAGUAUUAUACGCAAACCAAAUGUUCUCCGACCUUAGAAUUCUCCAAGUCGUUCUCAAAAAUAAUAAGUCUGAUAAUAAUCGAUCGACUGUGCCUAGUAGCCUAACCGAUUUAUUGAGAUUGAGGACGAGUUUCAAGUGCUACGUUUUCAUCCAAGGACAAUAAUAUAUUUUUAAGAAAAAGAGCUGAAAACAUUUUUCAAUGUUUGAAAGCAGAUAUUUAAAUUAUAUAUAUAUACAAAUAGUGAAAUAUAAAUAUUAGAUAUUAAUUAAAGU